AUGAUGAAGAGGGUCAAGAAUGUCGCAAGGUAUUAUCACUAUGAGACCGUUCGCAUUGAUGACAAGGAUGAUGAUGUCUUGACUAUCCGGAAGGGCCUCAGUAUUCCAAUUUCAAAGAAUGAGAAGGGUGGUUUUAAGGUGACAGUGCGGGAUAGUAGAUCUCAAAGAAGACAGAGCCAGGGCAACAUCACCGGCCAGAAGCGAUCCUUUGACUGCAUGAACACAGCAUUUUCUCCUCCCCCAAGUAAAUGUACUCAGUCAAGUUCUCUGUUCACAUCUGCUGGCAGCUCUACUCCAUUCAAUCGAGUUCACCGCCGUGUUGUUAUCCGAGAUUAUGGGAAACCAAUCUAUGAGAGUAGCUCUAAGGCUACACUUCUCACUGGGCUAGCCGGCUGUAUUGAAGGAUACAUGUCACUCCAUGAUGAGGCUGGUCUCAUUCAAUGUGACAUUUCCCCCCACAACCUGAUGGUGAAUGAGGACAUGGAUAACCCUUCAUGGCCUGCCUUUCUGAUUGACCUUGACCUGGCCAUCAAGACACAACAGGAUGGGUCUUCGGGCACACAGGGAAAGACAGGCACCAGAGCAUUCAUGGCCAUCGGUGUCUUGUAUGGUGAAAAGCAUUGUUUCAUGCAUGAUCUGGAGUCAUUCUUCUGGGUCCUGUUCUGGAUAUGCAUUCACUAUGAUGGCCCAGGGAAGGGAAGGAUUGUUGAGCAUUUUGAUGAGUGGAAUUAUGUGAGCACUGAAAAACUGGCCAAUGAGAAGAAAGGGAUGAUUAGUGAUGAAGGUGACUUUCUCAGGAUUUUAGAGAAUAGUUUCACCCCAUACUAUCAAUCCCUGAUCCCUUGUGUAAACCGGUUACGGCGCCUUGUCUUUCCAGACGGCGGACGGUGGAAGAAACCAAAUUUCAAUCUACCUCAGAACAUGAUUGAAACACUUCAAUAUUGCACAAUAUAA
This is a messenger RNA of Paracoccidioides lutzii Pb01, 954 nucleotides long. RefSeq lists its product as hypothetical. Bases 1 to 954 code for a protein of 317 amino acids. The transcript has a single exon. The record is from RefSeq and is a predicted model, not a curated record.